AUGGAUAAAUUAAAAGAAAAACUCGCCAACUUGAAAUUGGAUGCUGAAAAAUGGCAAGAAAAACAUGAUGACUUGCAAGUCAAAGUUAAAGAAUUAGAACAAGAAAAUCUUGAAAAAGAUAACCAAAUUCAAGCUUUAACCAGAAAGAAUGAAACUUUAGAAGAAAACUUGGAAAAAUUAGAAGAACAAGUCACUGAACAUAAGACUGCUGCUGAAGAAUCUCAUUCAUUGAAAUCACACAACGAAAACUUCACAAAGAAGAAUCAACAAUUAGAAGAAGAAUUGGAAGAAUCUGAUAAAAACUUGAAAGAAACCACUGAAAAAUUACGUGAAACUGACUUGAAAGCUGAACAAUUGGAACGUAAAGUUACUUCUUUAGAAUCCGAACGUGAAGAUUUAGAAAAGAAAUAUGAAGAAUUAUCUGAAAAAUACGCUGCUGCUAAGGCUGAAUUGGAUGAAAUUUCAGCUCAAUUAGAAGCUAUCUAA
Molecule: messenger RNA, 486 nt
Organism: Hansenula anomala
Lineage: Eukaryota; Fungi; Ascomycota; Saccharomycetes; Phaffomycetales; Wickerhamomycetaceae
Product: tropomyosin
Exons: 2
Coding region: 1-486 (161 amino acids)
Biological process (GO): mitotic cytokinesis; actin filament organization
Cellular component (GO): actomyosin contractile ring; actin filament
Molecular function (GO): actin filament binding
Source: RefSeq, a predicted model, not a curated record